Myotis lucifugus (little brown bat) is the source of this 4629-nucleotide messenger RNA. RefSeq names its product receptor accessory protein 3 (gene REEP3). The coding region runs from base 9 to 719 and encodes 236 amino acids. The record is from RefSeq and is a predicted model, not a curated record. Gene Ontology annotation, cellular component: cytoplasmic microtubule; endoplasmic reticulum membrane; endoplasmic reticulum tubular network. Lineage: Eukaryota; Metazoa; Chordata; Mammalia; Chiroptera; Vespertilionidae. The transcript is spliced from 7 exons. Gene Ontology annotation, biological process: endoplasmic reticulum tubular network organization. Gene Ontology annotation, molecular function: microtubule binding.
UGUUUGGAAUGCUGUAUCCUGCAUAUUAUUCAUACAAAGCUGUGAAAUCAAAAAAUGUGAAGGAAUAUGUUCGAUGGAUGAUGUACUGGAUUGUUUUUGCUCUCUACACUGUGAUUGAAACAGUAGCAGAUCAGACAGUUGCUUGGUUCCCCCUGUACUAUGAACUUAAGAUUGCUUUUGUCAUAUGGCUGCUCUCUCCCUAUACCAAAGGAGCAAGUUUAAUAUAUAGAAAAUUCCUUCAUCCACUUCUUUCUUCAAAGGAAAGGGAGAUUGAUGAUUAUAUUGUACAAGCAAAAGAACGAGGCUAUGAGACGAUGGUAAACUUUGGACGACAAGGUUUAAACUUGGCAGCUACUGCCGCAGUUACUGCAGCAGUGAAGAGCCAAGGAGCGAUCACGGAGCGACUGCGGAGUUUCAGCAUGCACGACCUGACAGCCAUCCCCGGGGAGGAGCACGUGAGGCAGAGACCAUUCCAGCCUCCACCAGAGACAAAAAAGAAAAGUAAAGCCGCCUCCAGUUAUGGAAUUCCGCUGAAAGACGGAGAUGAGAAAACAGAUGAAGAAGCGGAUGGGCCGUUUUCAGAUGAUGAGAUGUUAACACACAAAGGGCUUCGAAGAUCGCAAAGCAUGAAAUCUGUGAAAACCAUGAAAGUCCGCAAAGAGGUGCGGUAUGGGUCACUAAAAUACAAAGUGAAGAAGAGACCGCAGGUGUAUUUUUAAUCAUGUGCGCUUCACGUAUCCCAAGACAAAUUAUGCUAAUGUAUCAACUUUUUUUCCUAACAUUAUGUUCAGGAUUUACAUAUUAAAGUAAUCCUUUAGAUUGUGGCGGUGGUAGGGUUUACUUUUGUUAAUUUAAAUAAUUUUUAUUUCUUUAACAAUUACUUUUAAAUCUUGACUACUAAAGGUAGUUAUGCAAUACAUAUAUAUAUCAGAAAGAAUAGAAAAUUGUGUUAAUCUGUUUUCAAAUUCAUCAACAACAUCAAGUGCCUGGGAUUUAAGAGGACACACAAACCCAGUAUACUUGAAAAAAGUCGUCUUAUGGUUCAAGAUCCAUCGGCCUUUGUGGUAUUGUAUUGUUUACCUCCAUUUAUGUUAUAGCUAUCACAUGAGGAUAGUCAUUAAAUAGGCCUCUGAUCCAGCAGUGAUAGCACAAGGGCAUGAUGUGAGAUAAAGUAUGUUUUACAUAUUCUUUAAAAUUUUUACUUUUUUUAAACACUUUAUAGUUUUUCCACCAUCAACUGAAAGUUUUCAAAACAAAUAUUUGAAAACCAGGUAUCCACAUAGCACUUUUAUUCCUGACUAGUUUUGCACACUUGAAAAUUGUUUACUUUUUUUAUGACUGUACAUUUUAAGUUUUACUGACACUAUCUUUAUUAUUUGUUGGAUUCUGAUAUGUCAAAUUUAUGCCUUAAAUGAUGUCAUCUUUUUUCCUGUGGGUUUCAUUUGUUAAAUUUGCUUGAUUUUAUUAGUAGAAAAAUAUAACUAAUUGUUCUUAUCUCAUUUAAAGAUAAGAAAUUAUCUUAAUUAUUAGUUUUCUGUAUUUAGCUGUACAUUGUAGUUGAACUCAGCAUGUUUUUUAUUAACACUGGUUACAUUCUCAGAUUUUAAAAGUAGUAGCUUUUAUGAAAUAGAGUCAGAGACCAGUAUAGCACUUAGGUUUCUUCUAACUAAUGAAAAUAUCUAGCCAAUCCAUUCACAAGCUUGGCACUUAUAUGUGCUUCUGAUGAAUAAAUCUGGCAUUAACUAAAAUCACUUGAAUCACUUCUUUUCUGGCUGAUAUAAUUUCCUGAAGAUAGUUGCCAAUGCAAAAUACAGAUGUCAUUAAUCUCAUGUAUUAGAAGCUAUUAGAAUAGAUAUUAGAAAAUAUCAUUUUUUUAAUCCAAGCUAUUUUUGAGUUACUGGACUGUAAGGCAUUUUUAGCCUGCAUUCAUAGCUAUGCAUUAUGAACUCCAAGUCAGUAUAUUUCUGGUGAUGGUUUUAGUGAUCAGUAAUGAAAUUUGUACAAUUAUACUUGUUCAGGUAAUUUACUUGAGGAUUCUACUUGUUUGUCCAAAAGAAAAAAAGAGAUUUGUAAGAUCUUUGACUUUUCUACCUUUUAAGAAAUGAAGCCAGCUGACAGUGUAUAUUCCGGACCUCCUCAGAGUGUUGGCAGAGAACAGAAUGGUUACUCAGGAGUACCUUAGUAUAAUUCAGACACUUCUCUUGAUACAAGUCUUAAAAUAUUUUCUAGCCCAAUGGUGUGGCUCAGUGGUUGAGCAUUGACCCAUGAACCAGAAGGUCACGGUUAGAUUCCCCACAGGGCACAAAUCAGGGUUUCGGGCUUGAUCUCAGUAGAGGGCAUGUAGGAGACAGCCAAUCCAUGAUUCUCUGUCAUCAUUGAUGUUUCUAUCUCUCUCCCUCUCCCUUCCUCUCUCUGAAAUCAAUAAAAACAUUUUUUAAAAUAUAUAUUAAAAUAUGUAUUUUUUCUAGAUUAUCUCACAUUCUUGAUACAUAACACCAAGUAAAAAUUCAUUCAACGUCUUUUCUCCUAAAGUUUAUUUCUAUGAGUAUUUUCAUCUACUUUACCUUGACUAAUUUUUAGCCUCUUAGUUUCUGGAAAAACUUUAAUUUGUAUUCAAAAUUCCUAUGAAUUCUGAUGAAAACUCUUGAAAAGAGAGUGUAUUUAUAUUGCAUAGUCCUAGACUUAUCAGUAUAAAUGCUACACCUUGCUUUCCUGUGCAAAGGUAGUGUCAUCUCAAAGUACCUGACAAGGUCAUGUAAAGGACAGUGUAUCAAAAACAUUAUCUAUUGGGGCUGAUUUGUACCACUUUAUCAUUUUCAAAUAUAAUUUCAUUAUUAUACCUAUUCUUUAGUCAUGGUAAACUCGUACUUUUCUAAACUGGAGGAAUUAUGUAUCCCUCUCCACUUCUAGAAUCAACACGUUUAAUCAAAGACAACACCAGUUUCAUAGAGGUAAUUAAAUCCUUCUGUUUAAUUGUGUCUCUUCACACUUACAAUGCUUCCUCUGAUGUAUUUCUACUGUACUGGUUACAUCCUUAUAUACAGUGAUGUAAUUUUGCUUUCCUGUCAUUUCCUUCCUCUCCUUUUCUUAAAUGUUGCUUCUUUUCAACUUUUUUUUUUUUUAAGAGAGUAGGAAGGAGGGAGGAGGAGAGAGGGAACGAAAUAUCAAUUUGAGAGAGACACAUGGAUUGGUUGUCUCCCGCACACAAAGGAACAAACCUACAACCCAGGUACAUGCCCUUGAUCGGGAAUCAAACCCUGCACCUUUCUGUGCUUGGGCCAACACUCUACCGCUGAGCCACACCGGCCAGGGCGCUUUUCUCUUAUGUGUUUUAGCAUGCCCUUUCCUUUGAACCUUGUAUAAUAGGCUUAUACAUUUUAGUUUCUUUUAAGGUUGAGCAGGACAGUUUUGUUUCUCUGCUUAUAAGUCUACUGCUUUUAGAAGAGGUAAAUUUAUCCCUAGACCACAGUGCCUUGUUUUCCCACCACUACCACUUGGUGUGAAUGGGCAUCACAUGCUGCACAAGCCUAUUUAGGGCACUAUUUUGGUAGCUGUUAAAGUUUAUCCAGAAAUUGUAGCCAUUUUAACAUAUAUGCAUUCAACUUGUUCAUUAAUAUUAACUAUUUCCAGAGUUUGCUUAGAUGUAAGAAUUGAUUUGUUCUUUAGUUUAUUCUAUUUUUCUGGUAUAAAAAAUGAGCCAGAAAUAAGCCUACUUGCUAAGUAAUUAAUUAUAUAAACCCGCCUACGACCUGCAUAAGAUUUCCUCCACACACUUCACUAUAUGUAUGUGGAUUUGGCUAGAAAAUGAUACUGCCGGCAUUACUAAUUAUGAAUACUUGACUACACAGAUUGAUGGAACAAAAUUAUUAAAGUGUUUUCAGGGAACUUAAUCCAUAUGUCACCACCAAAGAUUUCUACAGUGUUAUAAAGAUGUAAAUAUUCUAAAUUUCUGUAAGACAGUGGUUAAACAAAUAUAUUUUCCUUCCUUUUAUUUUUUUUCCUUUUGAAAUAACAGUUUAUGCUUCCGGAAUGCUUGAACUGUUGUGUUAUUCAAAAUAAUACAAUACUUUCUUAUCUUUAAUAUCAAUAAUCUGUGUGUUUAAUUGUAAUAGACUAAAUUUUGAUUUUGAUUUUAUCAGGAAAAUUAAGGAGUUAAUAUGUAUUAGAAAGCAAUUUCCUGUUUUCUCUUAUAUGGGCUGAUUGACUUGCAAGCUAAGUAAUUAAUUAAUUAGUAAUUAAUAAGUAAUUAGUAUUUCACUACUAUUAAUGUAAGCUAGUAGUUAAAUCUGGGAAGAUCAUUGUCAGUAUAAUACACAGUGUACAUUUUUAAAUAAACAUAAUUUAAGAGUAAAGUUUUCUGAAAGGGAAAGACAUUUUUUUCUCUGUUUUUUAAAACAUAACCUUCUAAGGUAUCCUACAGAUUUAAUGUGUAAGAAUUCUUUAAAUGUUUACCAUGAAUUAACAUUUUUUUUCUUCUAAAACCUUUUAAAUCUAUGUACUUUAAUAGUUAAGAGAAAGUAGUUUUGUAAACUCUUUGUAAAGGCUACCUUUUAGACCUAAUAUAGGGGUAAUUUUACAAAUGUGGUUUUUGAAAACUGUAAUAUAAAAUAAACUUGUUUUAUUAGUGAC